Molecule: messenger RNA, 591 nt
Organism: Trypanosoma conorhini
Lineage: Eukaryota; Euglenozoa; Kinetoplastea; Trypanosomatida; Trypanosomatidae
Exons: 1
Coding region: 1-591 (196 amino acids)
Source: RefSeq, a predicted model, not a curated record
AUGUGUCGGCGCGUGUUGCACGCCGCCAGGUUUCCAAAACACCCCUUGACGCUUCUGUUCAACGUUACGCGAGAGACCCCCCCCCUCACCCUCGCACAGCUGCCGCGCCCUUCUGCCUCUUGCCUUCCGUGCGUGUGCGAGUCUCGCAGUGUAGUUAGCGGCGUGGGCGGCUCGCAGUCGGCGGCCGGCAUGUUUUUCCUUCAGUGGUACUCCCUGGCGACGGCCCUGCUGCUGGACCUCGUCUGCGUGUUCCGGCUGGCGGUGCUGCGGCAGCCCCUGUCGCUGGCCACGAUGAUGUGGUUUGACCGCGUCGCCGACAGCCCGCAGGGGGCGGCGCUGCUCGCCGUCCUGCUGCUCUACCUGGCCCUGUCGAAGCUGCUCGUGGCCUACGACCCGCUCAACCGCUGGACGCUGCUGCUCGCCGCGGCGGGGGAGACGCUGCGGCUGGGGGUCUUCGCCGCGCUCUACGCCGACCUUGAAGGGGCGACGCAGCUGAACACCGUGGCCCUCGCCCUCUUCUUCUACAACGCCUACGCCUUCUGGUGGAACUGGAGCGCCAUGCAAAGGCUCUUCUCUCGCCGCUCACAUUAA